AUGCCAGCCCCUGAGCAGACCCCAGUGGUGGAGGAGGGGCUGCCGCAGACAACACAGGAAACUUCCACAGGCCCAGGCAUGGAACCAGAGACUACUGCCACUACCAUUUUAGCUUCUGUAAAGGAACAGGAGCUCCAAUUUCAAAGACUUACCAGAGAACUGGAAGUGGAAAGGCAAAUUGUGGCUAAUCAGCUAGAAAGAUGUAGGCUUGGAGCAGAAUCACCAAGUAUCGCCAGCACAAGCUCUACUGAGAAGUCAUUUCCUUGGAGAUCGUCAGAUCCUCCGACCACCAGUGUAAACAAACCCCAAGUGUCAGAGAGUGUUCAUACCAAUGCCUAUGACAUUAGUUCGGAACCAGAACAAGGGAACCUCUACUCACCAGAACAGACAUCUCUCCAUGAAAGGUCUGUCGGUAACUCAAGAAGUUCAACACAAAUGAAUUCUUAUUCUGACAGUGGUUACCAAGAAGUGAGCAGUUUCCAUAACAGCCAAAACUUGAGCAAAUCGGAAAACAGACAGCAGCAUUCCCUUAUUGGAACCACUAAUAACCAUUUGGUGAGAAGCUCGCGAGCUGAAGGGCAGACAUCGGUCCAGCCUUCAGUAAAUAUCGCUACCAAUCGAGUCAUGAGACGUGUCAGUUCAGUCCCAUCCAGAGCACAGUCUCCCUCUUACAUGGUCAGCACAGGUGUUUCCCCUUCAAGGGGGUCACUCCGAGCAUCUCUGGGUAGCGGGUAUGGUUCUCCAUCAGUUGCUGAGCAAAGAUCCCUUACUUCUCAUGCGUACUCAUCCACUACUCUACCAGUACAGCGGGCGGCAUCCCCAUAUGCUGCACAGAGACCUGCCUCCCCAACGGCUGUGCGGCGGAUGGGCUCAGUCACAUCCAGGCAGACAGCAAAUCCCAAUGGUGGGACUUCCCAGUACCAAACGUCGGUCAGAGUUGGCUCUCCUCUUGCUCUUAGUGAUGUACAAACCAGAGUAGCUUCUCCGUCCCAAUCUCAGCUGGGAUCUUCUUCCCCGAAGCGUUCUGGCAUGACUGCAGUUCCACAGCACUUGGGAACAACACUGCAAAGAACAAUUCAUGAUAUUGAACAAUAUGGACAGCAAUAUGAUAUAUAUGAGAGAAUGGUUCCUCCACGUCCAGAUAGCCUUACAG
Molecule: messenger RNA, 1153 nt
Organism: Cariama cristata (Red-legged seriema)
Lineage: Eukaryota; Metazoa; Chordata; Aves; Cariamiformes; Cariamidae
Product: plakophilin-4-like
Exons: 6
Biological process (GO): cell-cell junction assembly; cell-cell adhesion
Cellular component (GO): cytoplasm; nucleus; plasma membrane
Molecular function (GO): cadherin binding
Source: RefSeq, a predicted model, not a curated record